Molecule: messenger RNA, 1191 nt
Organism: Closterium sp. Yama58-4
Lineage: Eukaryota; Viridiplantae; Streptophyta; Zygnematophyceae; Desmidiales; Closteriaceae
Source: the annotation of a GenBank genome assembly
AUGCUUACUCCCUCUCAUCGUGUUCGCUCACUCCCCUUCCGCCGCCCACGUGCACUCCCUCCCAUCACGUUCGCUCACUCCCCUUCCGCUGCCCACGCUCACUCCCUCCUGUCGCGCCGCUCACUCCCAUUCCGACGCCCUCGCGCACUCCCUCCCGUCGCGUUCGCUCACUCCCCUUCCACCGCCCACGCUCACUCCCCCCGUCGCGACAGUCCCCUCUGUCGCACACGCUCAUUCCCCUCAAUCGCCCACCUUCACUCCCCUCCGUCGCCCACGCUCACUCUCUCCCAUCACCCACGCUCACUCCGACGAGAAGCUCGCUCAUUCCCCUUCCGUCGCCCACGCUCACUGCCCGUACGUCGCACACGCUCACUCCCUUCCAUCGCCCAUGCUCACCCCCCUCCCGUCGCCUUCGCUCAUUCCCCUCCGUAUCCCACGCUCACUCCCUCCGGUCGCCUUCCCUCACUCUCCUUCCGCCGCCCACGCUCGCUCCCUCCCGUCUCGUUCAGCCCCAUUUGUUGCCCACGGUCACUUCCCUGCCAUCACACACGCACGCACCCUCCCUUCGACCAAAAAGGCAUUCCCCGCUUCCGUCGCAUACGCGUUCAUCUCCCCGUCCCUCAUCUCCCCAUCCCUCAUCUCCCCAUCCCUCAUCUCCCCAUCCCUCAUCUCCCCAUCCCUCAUCUCCCAAUCCCUCAUAUCCCGAUCCCUCAUCUCCCCGUCCCUCAUCUCCCCAUCCCUCACCUCCCCAUCCCUCUCCUCCCCAUCCCUCACCUCCCCAUCCCUCAUCUCCCCAUUCCUCACCUCCCCAUCCCUCAUCUCCCCGUCCCUCACCUUACCCAUCCCUCAUCUCCCCAUCCCUCAUCUCCCCGUCCUUCAUCUUCCCAUUCCGCUGCCUCACCCCAUUCCGCCUCACCCCAUCCCGCCUCACCCCAUUCCGCCUCACCCCAUUCCGCCUCACCCCAUUCUGCCUCACCCCAUUCCGCCUCACCCCAUUCCACCCCACCCCAUUCUUCCCCACCCCAUUCUACAUCACCUCAUUCCGCCCUGCCAUCCUACUUCCCACCCCUUUUUCCUCGUUUCCCCAUCCCUCCUUUCCCCCUCUGCCUCAGUUCGCCAUCCUUCCAUUCCCCGUGCCUACUUCCACCAUUCCACCAUACGGUCAUACCCCAUCCCACGACCUCCCCGUGA